This is a messenger RNA of Microplitis mediator, 1660 nucleotides long. RefSeq lists its product as uncharacterized. The record is from RefSeq and is a predicted model, not a curated record. NCBI's taxonomy places the organism in Eukaryota, Metazoa, Arthropoda, Insecta, Hymenoptera, Braconidae. The coding region runs from base 7 to 1263 and encodes 418 amino acids. The transcript has 5 exons.
UAAUUUAUGCGUUAUAUAGAUGCAUUCGAGUAUACAUACAACUAUACCGACCAAAUAGUAUAUGAAUCUAGAAUAAUUAUAAAUGAAACUGUACUAACGAUGAACAGUAUCAACUAUCAUGUUUAUAAUUGUAACUCAAAACUUUCAAACCCAGAUGAAAACAUUGAAUUGGAACGAAUGAUGCAAACGAUUAUAAUUAACGAAAGAAAUUUGAGUCCAACAAAUUCGUGUGAUCUUGAGUCUAUUAGUAAUAUAGCCGACCAAUCAGGAUGCCGACAGCUUCGGGAUUGUAAAUAUCUUUCCGGCAGGAUUAAUGUUUGCGAAUCGAACGAUCCAGUAAGACGUUACGAGUGGUUUAGUCUAAGCAAUGGAAUUGUUUAUGGCAAUAAUGAUACAUGUCAUGGACCUAUAAGCUCCAUUGGUAAUGAUGGAUCUAGUUCAUCGGAUAGCUAUCAAUGUUUUGCUUUCCAUUGUACCUGUCUAAUAAAACCAUCACAAUCCCCAAGGGUCGUUACUGCUAUCAGUUUUAGAAACCAAGUAUCGGACAUCAGUAACAACAAGGUCGUCGUAAGCAUUAAAUUUGUAAAGACAUUGUCAAUGAUUCAAAUUCAAAUAUAUGAAGGAACAUUGAUGCCCUUUGGAAGAAUUAGUCUUGACCAAUGGAAGCCAUUGGAAAAUAUUAGUUACGAUGAACGUGCAGAAAAAUAUUAUGUUACAAAUAAAGAAGGGUGGCAAUUUCCCUUACUACUGGGAGCUCAUUAUGCACACCCAGAAAUAAUGAAUUUUGAUGACAUUAUUGCACCUUCAGGAUCCGUGGUCACGGGAGUAAGAUUUAGAUUUGCUGAAGAUUUAUUUACUUAUUCACAAUUCAAGUCUCUUGCUAUUCAAUUGCAAAUCCGUGUUACGCCUUUCGAUUUCGUUGGAGGCAAACUUGUAGAUAUUGAUGAAACACGUUGGAUAGCUACCGAAUCCCAAAACACGAGAUAUGAACUGCCACUAGAAAAUCCUGACAAGCCAACAAAAUCACCAAAAAAUGAUCCCGAUUCGGCGACAAAUGAAUUCAUCAAAUUUCGUCCUUCUGAUCUCAGUAAAGAUGCCGGACAAACUACAGUACCUUUUCUUGAAGGACAAAAUGUUCAAAUACUUACAAGACCUAUAGGUGGUGUUGGUAUUUUUCAUCGUGGUAGUAACGGAUACGGCGGAUAUCUUGCUUUCAAACUCUUUGACGUAAAUUUGUCUAAAUUUUUAGAGUCUGAUCUUUGAUAUCUUUAUCCACAAAUUCCGUCUUUAAAAAUCUGGACUAUUAUAAAUAAUUAACAAUAAGCGAACCUACUAAACAAUUUAUGAUGUAAUGAUUUUAACUUUUAAUCAGAUUCAUUCGGGAAUUUCCGAUUGAAUCUGAUUAGAAUUUUCCGAUCGAAUUCAAUCGGAGUUUUUAAUCAGAAUUAUGCUCCUACUCAGUUAUCAUAAAAAAAUAAUUUUAGAAAAACAAUAGUGAUAAUUUUUGUUAACUACUUUUUUAAAUUUCUAAGACUGUUUGUAACAACCCAGCAAAUAGGUAAGAUCGGCUUAAAAAUAAAACACAAACUAAUGUUUUCAACAAUAGUUAUUUAUUUCAAACUCGAUAAAUAAAUGUAACACAAUAUUCUACAAAAUAAUU